GCCGCCGCCACUGGAGAAAGUUGCAGCUGGGAGUGAAACAAUGCGGGACGCCUGCCAGGCAAAUGCCCCUUAAGCUGCUUUUGGCACUGCCCGGGGCGCGCCGACCUCUCGCCAACCCGCAGGAGCCGCCGAGUGCCGGUGUGUGUGGGGGGGGCGAAGGACCCCCGGGGUCUUUGGGGGUCCUGCCCUGUCCUCACCUCAGUCCAGGGGGCAGCCAUGGCUGGGGGGCAGCCGCUUCAGCAGCCCUGCUAGCCCUCCCUCCUGCUCUGUUGCCUGGAGAGCUGCUGAGACCCCCUCCCGGCCAGGACCAUGAGCGUGGGGAAGAAGAAAAGCGGGUUCCAGAUCACCAGCGUCACCUCGGAUUACGAGAAGGAGGGCCUGCCCGGAGGAGAUGCCAAGGGCCCCUCGGCCAGGCCAGUGGACGAGCCCUACCCGGUGGAAAACGGCAGUCACCAUCCCAGUGAUAGCGGGGCGCCCAAAAACGGGCCCUUGGCUCCAGGCUCCCCGGGUUCGGCCCCCUCACACCCGGGCUCCCUCGGCAGCGUCUCUGGUUCCCGCUUCCGUGUGGUCAAGCUGGACCAUGGCUUGGGAGAGCCGUACAGACGCGGGCGCUGGACUUGCCGGGACUUCUACGAACAGGAGAUGGACCACCACCUGGCGGGGCGGCUGGCAGACUCAAACCGGCAGCCUCAGUCCCUGGAUUCACGGCUGGAAGUGGCCGGCCUGCUGGCGAAGCCCUCCUCGCCCUUCAGCCCCCAGAUGCCACGCCGGGGAGGGCCCUGCCUGCAGUCCCUGCUGGUCCUCCCGGUGCCCACGGCCCCGGCCCACCAGGCCCGCUCUCUGGGGGGUGGCCUGCCUGUCCUCCGCUCCGUGAGGAGCCCCCCCAGCCCGGCCUCUCUCCAUAGCGCCCGAGGGGUGGCAGAGACACGGCCCCUGGCGCCGGAGGAAGGGGCCCCAGAGCCCGGAGACCCCCCGCAGCCCGGCAGCAUCCCGGUGGUGAGAGUGGAGGAGCAUCUGCUGCCCAAAAGUGUCACCCAGCUCAUCCCAAGGGAGGCGGAAGAGCGGCACAAGAUUUUGCCCCGGGAGACCCGCUCGCGCCCGUCUUCCCCGGCUCCCCUGCUCUUCCGCGAUGCCAGCCCCCACCGGAGGACCUCGGACCCCUUCGGCGUGGCCCGCUUCAACCUGGCCCGGUCGGUGUUUGGCAUGGGAGCCUCCCACGACAGCGACGACGACAGUGGAACCAACAGCAGCAUGAUCGCCAUCGACAACAAGAUUGAACAAGCCAUGGUGAGUCAAGAGGCAGGGCAGGAGGGAGGGUGGUGCUGGGCAGGCGGGCACGGCGCUUGGUGGGCCGAGGCGGGCUGCAGUGGGCAGCAGCUGCCAGCCCCUAACCCUUGGCACCAGCCAAAUCCAUUUCUUGGGUAACGUUUCUGGAGAUUCUCGGCCAUCCAGCUGGCUCACGGUGGUCCCAAAGGUGCUUUUUACACUCUCAACUGUUUUUCCUUGGAAAACAUUUCGCUCCCCAUCCAAGAAGAACCGAGGAAGCUUCCUGGAUGAGGAGGGAAAUGUUUUCAAAGGGGGAAAAAAAAACUCAAGACCGUCCAGUCGCCAUUUGAAAAAGCCUCUCUGGGGUUUUCUGGAUGGGAUUCUCCUGGCUUUAUAGGCCCCUGGCAAGGCCCAGAUGAGGUCACCGCUCCGGGGGUGAAAUGCCAACCGGUUUGGCCAAACUGGUAGUAAAAAAAUGCUACUGGUUCACAGAACCUG
Messenger RNA from Thamnophis sirtalis, 1764 nucleotides. The record is from RefSeq and is a predicted model, not a curated record. NCBI's taxonomy places the organism in Eukaryota, Metazoa, Chordata, Lepidosauria, Squamata, Natricidae.